AUCCGCGGUGGUGGAAAGGGACGAAACGUUCCGAUUACCUAUUCACUGUUUCAAUGCUAAAUGUUCGAUAAAUUAAAACCAAAAUGUUCAGCUCGUUAGUUCGAUCCACGUUCACCAGAACGGGAAGUAGUUUAGCUCGGAAUGCAUCGAUCGUUUUGAGGCAAUCGCACAGGGCAGCAGUUCUGCACGAGAUCGGUAAGCCGGUGGUGCUGGAAACUGUGAAACGAGUCGAUCAGCUGAAAGAUGAUGAGGUUCGAAUCAAAGUCCACUACUGCAGUCUCAAUUCGACCGACGUGCAGAUCAUUACCGGUAAGCAUCCGGACUUGAAGGUACCGCUUCCUUUCAUUCCGGGACAUGAGAUUUCCGGGGAGAUUGUGGAGAUUGGGAAGGCCAAUCCGAACUUCCUGAAGCGAGGUGAUCGCGUGGUAGUUAUGAACGAUUUACAAGAUCCUAAUGGAGGAUUGAUAGAGGAAGUGGUGGUUAAGAACCGAGACGUAUGGCAAGUUCCGUCCGAGGUUCCUCUGAGGGAAAUGACCGUCAUGCCGUACGGGCAUGGAACGGCUCUGCUGACUUUUGCGAUGCACUGCCAGCUGCAGGAGAACGAUUUGGUGUUGAUCACGGCUGGUCCGGCGGGGAUGGGACUGGCAGCGAUCGAUUUGGCCGUUGCCGUCUACAAAGCGAAGGUUAUUGCUAUUUGCGAUACGGAGAGCAGUUCGGAUUUGGUGAGGCAGAAAGGAGCUUAUAAGACUGUUAGCAUGACCAAGAAUUAUACGAAACUCUACAAGAACAUAGCGGAUGCGAUGGGUGAUAAAAAAGCGAAAAUAGCUUACGACGCCGUUGGAAAGGGACUGCUACAUUUGUUGGCGGAUUUUGUCGACCCGGAAAAGGGCCAACUGUUUUCGGUCGAUCCGUUCUACAAUCAGGAGAAGUUGAAAGCAUCCAAACCGGAGUAUGAACUGCCCAAGAAGAAGGAACGCACCGAACAGGAUCAGCAGAAUGCCGCCAAGUUGAUUGACGGCGUAAAGCACGUCGAUUUGUACGAACAUCCCGAUGAGGACGUCUACCGGCAGAUGAUUGCCGAUACCAUUGAGAUGCGAUCGCAGGGCAUGAUUGCCGGAUACAUUAGUAAGGUGUUUCUGCUGAAUAAGAUUCAGAAUGCGGUGGAGUUUAUUCAGAAGAAGCAAUGCACCGGAAAGGUGCUGAUCGAUGUCAAAUGCGUUGACGAUGAUGACUGUGAAGACGGCGAGGCGGGUGAGGAGAAGAAAAGCAGCUAAGUUUGCAUGACUUACGAGAAAUGUGUUAAUCAAGUCAUAGAAAUAGUUAUUAUUUUUCAAUGCAAUUUAUAUUAUUAGCUUACGAAUAAACUUCCAACACCUUAGUGAAGGCAAAUAAACAAA
This is a messenger RNA of Ochlerotatus camptorhynchus, 1397 nucleotides long. Its product is annotated as quinone oxidoreductase-like protein 2 homolog. Gene Ontology annotation, molecular function: oxidoreductase activity. The transcript has 3 exons. The record is from RefSeq and is a predicted model, not a curated record. Bases 84 to 1274 code for a protein of 396 amino acids. Gene Ontology annotation, cellular component: mitochondrion. NCBI's taxonomy places the organism in Eukaryota, Metazoa, Arthropoda, Insecta, Diptera, Culicidae.